Odontomachus brunneus is the source of this 1513-nucleotide messenger RNA. RefSeq lists its product as uncharacterized. The coding region runs from base 935 to 1474 and encodes 179 amino acids. The record is from RefSeq and is a predicted model, not a curated record. Lineage: Eukaryota; Metazoa; Arthropoda; Insecta; Hymenoptera; Formicidae. The transcript is spliced from 2 exons.
CUGAGGCUGUAUUAAUAAUUAUUACUUGAAACUUUCCUCACGUCAGAUGAUCAGAUUGCAAUUAUUAAAGAUUGCAAAGAGCUUAAAUUUAUUUUAAUUGAACCGUAUAUGAUAUACGUGACAUAUUAUACAUAAUCUUGAUUCAGCUGAAAAACACAUCUAACUAUAAAUUUAAAUAUGAAUAUCUCACCAGAAGCAACGUUCAAGUAACGAUUAUUAAUACAGGUUUUAAACUCAGAUUAGUGUUUAAUCGACGUUGGUAGAAAGGAAUAUUAGUCGUGUGAUUCUUGAAUGUCCUUUUUCAGCCUGUGACUUGAAGUAACGAAUCGAGUCAAUUGUAACGGAUAGUUACAAGAGUUAAUUGUAACGUUAUAGAUCUGACUGGCUGUAGGAGUCUUUUAUCUUGUAUCAUAUUUAUAAAAAUGGAUCUUUUAUUGGAUUUAUUUUUCUAUGAAGAUGACAAUGAUGCUGAAUAUAUUGCACAAGCUAUUCGAGAACGACACAUUGAAAUACAAAUGUAUUAUGAACAUGUUAUUAUGGGAUAUUCAUUAAAUGAUAAGUAUAAUAUAAAGAUUAUUUAGUAAAGCAAUUCUCAUAAAAAGUAGUUAACCAUUAUAUUAAUUUUAAUAAAAAUUUUAUCAAGAAGUAUUCUAAAAAAUAAUAUCAAAUGCACGGCAAGUGAUGUUCUUAAUAAUAGUCUUUGAUAAUAAUUCGUUUUGUAUAAAACUAUUUUGACUUACUUUUCAGUUGAAUAAAAAAGUCUGAUAAAAAAUGAAUUUGGAGAUAGGCCAAAAUACCUUACAAAGCAAUGACACAUAUGGUAUAUAUCUAUUCUAUGUAAUUGACAUUCUAUGAUUGUUAUAUUAUAAUUAUAUAUUAAAUUAUAUAUUAAAUUCUUUUUUAUUCAGAAAAUAAGUUACAGUGGACCGAAGUAAUGACAAUAUUAUUGUUGUCAGAGAUAGAACAUAAAGAAGAUUUUAACUCACAACCACAAAAAGCUUUAUGGAAACAUAUUUGUGCUGCCAUUAAUGAAUUUAGCUAUAAUGUAACAGCAGACCAGUGUUGUUCCAAAUGGAAAAGUUUGAAGAGAAAAUAUAAGCAAAUAAAGGAUAAUAAUAAUCGUAGUGGUGCAGGAAAACAGCAGUGGGUUCACUUUAACAGCAUUGAUAAUAUCAUGAAGACGAGACCUGAAAUUAAUCCUAUAUCAUUGGCUUCAAAUAUUGGUGGCUUCCGCAUGCGUAAAGUCGAAAAUAUUGAACAUUAUAAAUUAAUGAUAAAUGAUGAAAAUGCUGAUGAGACUGCAAGUGCUGUGUUUUCACUGGACAGAAAUGCAAUCGACAGAGACACACGUAGACCAAUCAGUAGAAGAUCACGAUUAGAACCAUAUUGGGCAGUAGCUCUUCGAGAACAAAGAGAACGGCACCAUAAAGAAAAUGUUCGUCAAAGACAGCGCUUUCUCUUUGCUCUUAAAUAAGUAUUGAAAAAAUAAGAUUGUUUUGGUACUUAAAUACGA